AUGACUCAACAUGGAUUCUCCUAUGAGAAUGAAAAAGUGAAGCAAACAAGGUUUCAAAUAUUUAAAGAUAAUGUGCAGCAUAUUGAAAGGCAUAAUCAAGAAGGAAAUCACACGUACAAGCUUGGGAUAAACAAAUUUGCAGAUCUAACAAAUGAAGAGUUCUUGGCUAAGUAUGCAAGAAGUUGCAUGCCAUCAUUCAAGGUACGAUUAUCAAAUCAAUCAACUUAUGAAUACAAAGAUAUGAAAGAUGUACCACCUAGUCUUGACUGGAGAGAUCACAAUGCCGUCACAGCUGUAGGGGAUCAAGGAAGUUGUGGUAGGCUAAUUCAAUUAUCAGAGAAACGUAUUUUGGACUGCAACUACUACCACGAAGACUGCAAUGGCGGAAGAAUGGAUCAUGCUGUCGAAUUUGUUAGGAAAAAUGGGGGUCUUUCAUCUGAUAUUGAUUAUCCUUACACUGGAAAUCAAGGAGCAUGUGCCAAUAACAAACCAUCAUCUCUUUCCUCAGUGAUCACUGGAUUUAGUUGUAUUCCUAAUUAUAAUGAGGCAGCAUUGUUAGCAGCAGUAGCUAACCAACCUGUCUCGGAGAGUGUGGAACUAAUUUAG
This is a messenger RNA of Salvia splendens (bonfire salvia), 606 nucleotides long. Its product is annotated as cysteine protease XCP1. The transcript is spliced from 3 exons. Lineage: Eukaryota; Viridiplantae; Streptophyta; Magnoliopsida; Lamiales; Lamiaceae. The record is from RefSeq and is a predicted model, not a curated record. Gene Ontology annotation, biological process: proteolysis. The coding region runs from base 1 to 606 and encodes 201 amino acids. Gene Ontology annotation, molecular function: cysteine-type peptidase activity.